AUGUAUGUUCACGUCUUAUUAGCUGCUGUGACGUUGUUGGCAACAUUCUCUAGUCUAGACGCGGCUCCUGGCGGAAAAGGACGAAGAGGACGAGGAGGACCUGGAGGUUCGUUCACUGGAGGACCAGGAGGAUCAUUCCCCGGAGGACCAGGAGGAUCAUUUCCUGGAGGACCAGGAGGACCCUUCCCUGGAGGACCAGGAGGACCCUUCCCUGGAGGNGUGGACCAGGUGGGCCACGAGGAAAUCCGUACGGAGGGCCUUACUCAGGAGGACCGGGAGGAAGUUGGAAUGGGGGGCCUUACGGAGGAAUGUACCCGUACGGAGCAGGUCAAGGAUAUCCUUAUGGAGGACCUGGUGGAUGGUUCUAACUACGGUGGCAAGGAGAUGUUUACGGCGCAUUCUCUUAUUCCAGAGAAGCUCCGUGACGACAGAGUGAUUUUCAAAUUGCAUCAAUGA
Haemonchus placei is the source of this 456-nucleotide messenger RNA. The record is from the annotation of a GenBank genome assembly. Lineage: Eukaryota; Metazoa; Nematoda; Chromadorea; Rhabditida; Trichostrongylidae.